Vidua macroura (Pin-tailed whydah) is the source of this 970-nucleotide messenger RNA. RefSeq names its product ribosomal protein S6 (gene RPS6). The transcript has 6 exons. Gene Ontology annotation, molecular function: structural constituent of ribosome. Lineage: Eukaryota; Metazoa; Chordata; Aves; Passeriformes; Viduidae. Gene Ontology annotation, cellular component: ribosome. The coding region runs from base 133 to 897 and encodes 254 amino acids. The record is from RefSeq and is a predicted model, not a curated record. Gene Ontology annotation, biological process: translation.
UUUUCUGUGCGACUGAAGGACAGCCCAGUGCCGCCAAAUAUAGAUUUCCCUGCCUUGGCUCUCCCAGGUGUGGUGGUGACAGGUUUUCCUGGUGAGCAUUUGUGUAAGCAGCUGGGGAAUUCCAGCUUUGAAAUGCCAAGCUCAAAGUAUCAGCUCAACAUCUCUUUUCCGGCUACUGGCUGCCAGAAGCUCAUUGAAGUAGACGAUGAGCGUAAGCUCAGGACGUUUUAUGAAAAACGAAUGGCCACGGAGGUGCUGGCUGAUUCCCUUGGUGAGGAGUGGAAGGGAUACGUUGUCCGGAUAAGUGGUGGCAAUGACAAGCAAGGCUUCCCCAUGAAGCAGGGUGUCCUGACUCACGGACGUGUCCGCCUUCUGCUCAGCAAGGGCCAUUCCUGCUAUCGCCCCAGGAGAACUGGCGAGAGAAAGCGCAAGUCUGUCCGUGGCUGCAUUGUUGAUGCAAACUUGAGUGUCCUGAACUUGGUCAUAGUGAAAAAGGGUGAAAAAGACAUUCCGGGGCUGACUGACACAACUGUGCCCCGUCGUCUGGGUCCCAAGAGGGCCAGCAGGAUCCGCAAGCUGUUCAACCUCUCUAAGGAAGAUGACGUUCGCCAGUAUGUUGUGAGGAAGCCUCUGAACAAAGAGGGCAAGAAGCCCAGAACGAAAGCUCCCAAGAUCCAGCGACUGGUGACUCCUAGAGUGCUGCAGCAUAAGCGCAGGCGUAUCGCCCUGAAGAAGCAGCGCACUCAGAAGAACAAGGAGGAAGCUGCAGAGUAUGCGAAGCUGUUGGCCAAGAGAAUGAAGGAAGCCAAGGAGAAACGCCAGGAGCAGAUUGCCAAGAGGCGUCGGCUUUCUUCUUUGAGAGCUUCUACAUCCAAGUCUGAAUCAAGUCAGAAGUAAAGAUGUUAUGCACAAUACUAAAAAGACAUUUUACAUUUGAUUACCAAUAAACUCCUUCGGUGGUGAACUUCCA